AUGUCAUCAUCAUCAAAUCCAUCAUCCACUGCUACAUUAGCACCCCCAGUAGGUGAACAAUCUACCCAACAACCACAACAACCUCAGACACAACCUCCAGCCGAACAAUCAAAUCCAACUCCAACACCAUCAUCACCUAGAUCUCCACGAACCAAUCGAGCUAUAUCCAUCUCCGCACCUCAUUAUCAUGAUCACAAUACCGUACACCACCCGCUCGGGCGAAUACCCACGGGGGCAUCAAGGCGUUCCACCAACGACGCCGAAGGUACAGGUGAACCACUAGGUCGAACUAUCACUAGCGGAACAACAGCCUCUAGACGACAUGCACCUGAUCUUGCUUUCCCUUACUUGACAACGGAUAUCAGUCGAGGUGGUAUAACCGAUGAAUAUCGUACAGAGACCAGACAAGGUUUCAUACCUAUGGAUGAUCCAGAUAAUGGAUUGAGACCCGUUCAAUCUCGUCUAUCCACAUUGCAUGGUGAUAGAUUCGUACUGCAUGAUACGGAGAAGGGAGCAGAGGCAUUGAAAAAUAAGAAAUUGGUUACUUGGCUGGAGAACGAUCCUGAGAAUCCAAGGAAUUGGUCAAACUUUAGGAGAUGGCUAAUCACCGCCAUCGUAUCCUGUGGAGUCAUCCAGGUGGCUCUGUCCUCUGCAAUCGUCACCGGUGAUUUCAAAGAUCAAGAGGAAUAUUUUGGUGUCUCAAGUGAAGUUAUAGCUUUGACUGUCACAUUGACUGUAUGCGGUUUCGGUACUGGUCCGUUACUAUGGUCUCCUCUUUCUGAAUUACUAGGCCGUCGAUUACUAUGGGCCAUCCCAACAUUCGUAUACAUCAUAUUCAAUAUCCCCUGUGCGCUAGCACCCAACAUCGGUUGUCUGCUCGCAUCAAGGUUUAUAUGUGGUUUCUUCGGUUCGGCACCACUUACCCUUGCAGGUGGUACCAUCGCAGAUAUAUGGGGACCUGAAGAAAGAGGUUUCGCCAUUGCCAUAUUCGCUGCUGCUCCCUAUACUGGUCCUGUCAUCGGUCCAUUGAUAGGUGGAUAUAUAGGGAAAUAUGCAGGUUGGAGAUGGUUGUAUUGGGUUAAUAUGAUUUCAGCUGGUGUAGUAUGGGCUGCAUCUCUGUUCAUCCCCGAAACAUUCGCCCCUGCCUUGCUGAAGAAACGAGCCAAGAAGUACAGACAAGACUUCUGUGAUGACUCGUAUGUCACCGAACAAGAAUUAUUCAGAAAACCAUUGAAUGAAAUCGUCAUUGAAACUUUGAUUCGACCAUUUGAAAUGCUUGCUACCGAACCCAUCUUACUCCUAAUGUCACUGUACAUCUCCCUAGUAUACGGUCUACUCUACGCAUUCUUCUUCGCUUUCCCUGUAGUCUUCGGUGAAGAUUACGGCUGGGACGACGCCAAGACCGGUCUAACUUUCAUCCCAGUCUUCUUCGGUGUCGGUCUAGCGUUGUUCGUCACUCCAUGGUUAGAGAAGAAAUACUCUGCGAAAGGUGAUCAAGUUACACCAGAAGAUAGAUUACCAGGAAUGUUAAUCGGUGGACCUUUCGUACCCAUUUCACUAUUCAUAUUCGGCUGGACGGCUCCCCCCUACGUCGCACCAAGCGGUGGAUCCUGGGUUGGACCCUGUUCAGCAGGUAUACCAUUCGGUUUCGGUAUGGUCUUAGUUUACUUCUCGGCAAAUGCCUAUUUAAUAGAAGCUUUCCCAGACUACGUGGCCUCAGCUCUAGCAGCCAAGACGGUCGUUAGAUCUGCUGCAGGUGCCGCCAUGCCGCUGUUCAUCUCGAUUAUGUUCAGACACAUUGGGAAUGGUCCAGCCGCCAGUAUAUUAGGUGCAGCUGCCAUUAUCAUGGCUCUGAUACCUUUCGGGUUCGCUAAAUAUGGGGCUAGUAUCAGAGCAAGAUCAAAGAGGGCUGCUAUUUAA
Kwoniella botswanensis is the source of this 1920-nucleotide messenger RNA. RefSeq lists its product as uncharacterized. Gene Ontology annotation, cellular component: plasma membrane; fungal-type vacuole membrane. Gene Ontology annotation, molecular function: spermine transmembrane transporter activity. Bases 1 to 1920 code for a protein of 639 amino acids. The record is from RefSeq and is a predicted model, not a curated record. NCBI's taxonomy places the organism in Eukaryota, Fungi, Basidiomycota, Tremellomycetes, Tremellales, Cryptococcaceae. The transcript is spliced from 5 exons. Gene Ontology annotation, biological process: transmembrane transport; spermine transport.